AUGAGAGGAUGGAAGCAAUGUUUUAUGAAGGCAGUUAGAAAGGAAGCUAUCGAUCAUCACGAUUCAACUGGAAACAAUUGUAUUUUUGAAAGGUCUAAGAGUUUUUCUACUCCUAACACGAGGAGAUACAGUACUUCUGAAGAUACUCGUUGGCUUUGGGAAGUGAGUGAUGUAAUCAAGCAAUAUAAUGAAGGGAACAAGCACGGUACACGGACAGGGGGUCUGGAAUAUACCUUCAGCUCUGUCCAACCUUUAGAGCCCGAACACUUCUACCAGGCGUUUGAAUUGUUCAUGCAAAAAGCGCCAAACAUGAGAACUGUUGUUCGAAAAAGAGCCGAUGAUUCCUUCUGGUACUGUCAGCUGCCUAAUUAUAAAAUAGAUUUCCAGGUUCUGUCUAACGAAGAUACUUUCGCAGACGAUUGCUCUGCUGUGCUUGACAAGGGGUUCCAAGAGACGGACUCUUUGCCAUGGAAAGCGAGAGUUAUAAGAAAGGAAACAACUGCACACUCUCCUAUCCUUGGAAUUAGUAAGACUCACACCUAUCAGUGUAGACUCAACAUGAUGUUCAACCAUGCAGUAACCGACGGUACUGACAUGCGUUUUUUUAAUUCUUGCCUGCUUCAGAGCCUGAACUGCAUUCUCGGUGGAGUCUCUCCGGAUGAAACUGAAUUGGGUGUCUUUGAAAACAACAAAGACUUUGAGAAACUACUGCAAGAAAGAGAAAGGAAGUUAUUAGAGGACCCUACUAAGAUCAGUUCGAUCAGACGUUCUCUGCCAGUGCUUGUGAGGAACCAACUGUAGUACAAGCAUUUCCCCGACCAGAUGUUUCUCAUCCAACCACGAGCUACAUCAGGCGUUCCGUUGACCUUUCAGUAAUGAAAGGAUUGUUAUCUAAAUGUGCUCAAAAGGGGGUAACAUUUAACUCCUUCUCAAUGGGAGUUAUCAAUGUAGCCUUAGCUGAACUGAUGCGGGAAGGGAGCUUGCAAAGAGACACUUUUGAAUUAUACAUUCUUCUCUUCGUCACUUGUCGACGAUACAGGUCAGCAAAGAAACACUUGAUGGGCAACUACACAACUUCUUUAACUUACAAAUCCGAAAUCCCCCGGAAUCCCAGAUAUUCCUUUUGGGAAUACUGCAAGAAAAUAGACUGUGAACUUCACUCCCACUAUGGGGAGGAAGGAAUGCUCUUAGACCAAAUUGUAGUACAAAAAAUGAUGGAUGCUGAGCACGGCCCCUUCAACUACACAGACAAACCAAGGCCAGUCGCUCACGAUUAUACUCAGAAUUAUAUGGCCGACAUCACGAAAGGAUUUGCCAUAGAAGGAAAGUACGUGCAGGUUAUGGAUGUGAUCCCAUACCAGAGAAUCCAUAACUUUAGGAAUGCUCUGAUUCAGGAAAUUUAUACCUUCAAAGACAAAACCAGUUACAACUUCUGUUACGCUGAUAACUACUUCAGCAGCGAAACCGUCAGUCUGAUUGCUGAUAGAAUUUUCCAUCUCUUUGAAGUUGUAGGAAGGUAAUCAGUACUGACUUAUGAGUCCUGAGUAAUUCGAUGAAUUUUGAGGUAUUGCUAUGGAAGAAAUUUAAAACAUCCUAAUUUAGUGAUUCCAUAAAUUAUAUUUAGUGCAAAAUCAUAUUUUGAAGAGGUCACACUUAACCACAUCUUUAUGAAGAACUUCAGCUGAUGUAUGAAAAAUCGAUGCAUAAUCAUUUCUAUUUUCCUUCAUUCAACAAAGCUUCAUAUAUCUUCA
Messenger RNA from Macrobrachium nipponense, 1751 nucleotides. RefSeq lists its product as uncharacterized. The transcript has 4 exons. NCBI's taxonomy places the organism in Eukaryota, Metazoa, Arthropoda, Malacostraca, Decapoda, Palaemonidae. Bases 1 to 801 code for a protein of 266 amino acids. The record is from RefSeq and is a predicted model, not a curated record.